Phycomyces blakesleeanus NRRL 1555(-) is the source of this 1011-nucleotide messenger RNA. RefSeq lists its product as hypothetical. The record is from RefSeq and is a predicted model, not a curated record. Gene Ontology annotation, biological process: protein phosphorylation; regulation of mitotic cell cycle. NCBI's taxonomy places the organism in Eukaryota, Fungi, Mucoromycota, Mucoromycetes, Mucorales, Phycomycetaceae. Gene Ontology annotation, cellular component: nucleus. Gene Ontology annotation, molecular function: cyclin-dependent protein serine/threonine kinase activity; ATP binding. Bases 1 to 1011 code for a protein of 336 amino acids. The transcript has 8 exons.
AUGUCUGUAAGGGGAAAGAAAGUAUCCUUUAAAGAAAAGCCCUUUUACGGAGAAUGCCGUGACGUCGAAGACUUUCAAAAAUUAAACCGCGUUGGUGAGGGCACAUACGGAGUUGUCUAUAGAGUAAUCGACACAAAAUCUGGGCAGGUCGUAGCCCUGAAAAAGAUUAGGAUGGAACGAGAGACGGAUGGAAUGCCAAUUUCUAGUUUACGUGAGAUCAGCAUCCUAAAGCGCAUGCAACACCCAAACAUUGUUAAUGUGACUGAUGUGGCAGUCGGACCAAAGCUAGAAUCGAUCUUCCUAGUGAUGGAGUACUGCGAACAAGAUCUCGGAACAUUAUUAGAUAUGGUGCCUACACCUUACUCUGCCUCUGAAGUCAAAUGUUUGAUGCAUCAAUUGCUGAAAGGAUUAGAAUAUUGUCAUGACCAUUCAAUUAUUCAUAGAGAUUUAAAGAUGUCCAACUUAUUACUGACAUCUACUGGCUUAUUGAAGAUCGCCGACUUUGGCAUGGCACGCACUCUAAGUUUGCCUUCAAAGCCAAUGACACCAAAUGUAGUUACACUCUGGUAUCGCUCUCCAGAAUUACUCUUUGGGGAGACAAAUUAUACCACUGCUGUGGAUCUGUGGUCAGCCGGAUGUAUAAUGGGAGAAUUACUACAGCAUAAACCCAUAUUACCUGGCAAUACUGAGCAGGCUGAACUGGAUAUGAUUGUAAAGCUACUAGGAACUCCCAACGAGUCCAUCUGGCCUGGAUUUUCCAAACUGCCGCUUGCUAAAUCCCUGGUCUUGCCUAAACAAGACUACAACAAUAUCAAGAUUGUGUUUCCUCGGCACAGUGAUCACACAAUUCAUUUAAUAGCCGGUCUACUUACCUACAAUCCUCGCUCUCGAUUAACUGUCAGGCAAGCAUUGAAUCAUCCGUAUUUCUUUGAAUCUCCAAGAGCUCAGGAUCCUUUGCUUCUACCCACAUAUCCUGAAAUCCGUAACCACUUGUCAGAUAAAGAACAGUAA